AUGGAAGAUAUCGCUUUCGCCGCAUUUGCAGCUGCAGAAGCGUCGACAUUCGCAGCGACCGCGGCCAGAGAAGCAGCCACCGCCGCCACUGUAGCAGCCAACGCAGCCACAUUAGCCGAAGCGGCAGACGCGUCCAAAGCACUCUCCAUCUCGGCUUCCAUAGCAGUAACUGCAGCCGCGACAGCAGCAGCCGCCGCUGAAGCGUUGGCGGAAAUCGUAGCCGAAGCAUUAGAGAUCGACGAGGAACUGUUGGCUGAACGCACGGCUGCCGCCGCGUGA
Messenger RNA from Macrosiphum euphorbiae (potato aphid), 279 nucleotides. The record is from the annotation of a GenBank genome assembly. Lineage: Eukaryota; Metazoa; Arthropoda; Insecta; Hemiptera; Aphididae.